AGUCAGGAAUUCAGGCCCCUGACGUCAGCCUCCAGCGCUCAGGGCACCGCACGGGAGACCGCGGGGAGGGGGUGGGGAGGAAGGAGGGGGAGAGCACCAACCAGCAGCCACUCCCGGCCUGCUGCCGAAGUUUCACUUUUUGUCUGUGGGUUCGCUCCCGGGGCCCGCUCGAGCUUUCCCGGGAUAAGUAGCGUUAGCGGCGGGGGAGAGCGGGCCGCUGCAAGGACCUGAAGAGAAUCCUGACAGCUAGAGUGUUGGAAGAGGCUUGAAGAGAGGCCGAACCCUCAGAGCUGCUUGGGACUCCUCUUGAGGGUGGUCCCCCGCAGGAAGACUGGUGGGAGGGAACACAGGCUCAAGGACAGAAGUAGAGAGAGUGAGCCAGGUGCUUCUGCAUUUGUUACUGUUCACCGUCCCCCCACUGGAGGGAAGACGUUGUUCCUCAGUUGAGCUGAGCAUAUCGUCUGGCUGAGCCUGUGACCAUUGUCCAUUCCAAAAGCCAAAAGCUGCUGGAGAUUUCCACAAUGUCUCACCCAUCUUGGCUGCCACCCAAAAGCACUGGUGAGCCUCUUGGCCACGUUCCUGCACGGAUGGAGACCACCCAUUCUUUUGGGAACCCCAGUAUCUCAGUGUCAACACAACAGCCACCCAAGAAGUAUGCUCCAGUUGUUGCUCCGAAGCCCAAGUAUAACCCAUACAAGCAGCCUGGAGGAGAGGGUGAUUUUCUCCCACCGCCACCUCCACCAUUAGAGGAUCCUGGUACCAUUCCACCUGGUCCCGGACACUUCCCUCCUCCUCCUCCACUGGAUGAAGGUGCUUUCAACGUGCAGCAGGGAACUAAUCCUGGAGGCAAGACUCUGGAAGAAAGGCGCUCCAGCCUGGAUGCAGAGAUUGACUCCUUGACCAGCAUCUUGGCUGACUUGGAGUGCAGCUCACCCUACAAGCCACGGCCCCCACAGGGCUCUUCUAGUUCAAUAGCCUCUCCUCCAGUUUCUACUCCUGUCACAGGACAUAAGAGAAUGGUCAUUCCACACCAGCCACCCCUGACAGCAACCAAGAAGUCCGCAACAAAACCACAGCCUGCACCCCAGCCUGCACCCAUCCCAGUGACUCCAAUUGGAACACUCAAACCCCAGCCUCAGCCAGUUCCAGCCUCCUACACUACAGCAUCCACAUCUUCAAGGCCCACCUUCAAUGUGCAAGUGAAGUCAGCUCAGCCCAGCCCACAUUACAUGGCUGGUCCAUCCUCUGGACCAAUAUAUGGUCCAGGGCCUCGUAGCUAUAACACCCAGCCAGUUCCUGUAUCAGGACAGUGUCCUCCUCCUCCAACUUGUGUUGGCACCGACUAUGCAUAUAUUCCACCGUCGGGACAUCCGCCUGAGUCUGGAUAUGGGUAUACCUCCAACCAAGGACGCUAUUAUGAACCUUAUUAUGCAGCAGGUCCUAGCUACGGGGGUCGAAGUGAAGGUGAUACUGCUUAUGGGCAACAGGUUCAACCUAAUACCUGGAAGAGGGAACCUGCGUAUGCCCCUCCUGCAACCGGGAAUCAGAACCAUCCUGGCAUGUAUCCAGUCAGUGGCCCCAAGAAGACCUAUAUCACAGACCCUGUUUCAGCCCCUUGUGUACCACCACUGCAGCUAAAGAGUGGCUACCCUGGGCCUAUGGGAUCUCCUUCAGUUCCCCCAUCAUUCCGCCCAGAAGAUGAGCUCGAACAUCUGACCAAGAAGAUGCUGUAUGACAUGGAAAAUCCACCCGCUGAUGAUUACUUUGGCCGCUGUGCCCGCUGUGGGGAGAAUGUCGUCGGAGAAGGAACAGGAUGUACUGCCAUGGAUCAGGUCUUCCACGUGGAUUGCUUCACCUGCAUCGUCUGUGACGUCAAGCUCCGAGGACAGCCUUUCUAUGCCGUGGAGAAGAAGGCAUACUGUGAGCCCUGCUACAUUAAUACGCUGGAGCAGUGCAGUGUGUGCUCUAAGCCCAUCAUGGAGCGGAUCCUCCGUGCCACUGGGAAGGCCUACCACCCCCACUGCUUCACCUGCGUGAUGUGCCACCGUAGCCUGGACGGCAUCCCCUUUACCGUAGAUGCUUGCGGUCUCAUUCACUGCAUUGAGGACUUCCACAAGAAAUUUGCCCCGCGCUGUUCUGUGUGCAAGGAACCUAUCAUGCCAGCCCCAGGCCAGGAGGAGACUGUCCGCAUUGUGGCUCUGGACCGUGAUUUCCAUGUGCACUGCUACCGCUGUGAGGACUGUGGUGGUCUUCUGUCCGAAGGAGACAACCAAGGCUGCUACCCCUUGGAUGGGCACAUCCUCUGUAAGACCUGCAACUCAGCCCGCAUCAGGGUCUUGACGGCCAAGGCAAGCACUGACCUGUAGAGUCAGUAGCCAGCUCAGCUGCCGAGUGCAUGCCAGCAAGAAGAACGCAGCACAAGAAAAAGAUAAGAGAAGAAAUAGAAAAAUAGAGGCAAAGCUCAACCACUAGGAUAGUCUCUGUUCUUCAUCUGCUGUUAACCUUUUCUGUAGAAGCACAUAGAGGAUACAAUUUGUCUACGUUCUUACCAAAUACACAUUUCACAUUUAAUCAUGCAGGGCCUUGGUGAGCCUUUGUUCCAAGGACUUCCACAUUUUUGCACAGAUUAUACUCCAUCCCAUUCACUUCUGCAUUCCUGGGACUUUUAAUCCUCAUGUUUGUCUCACUUCUCAUGUGGUUGAAUAGAUUUUUAGUGUGGUAUUUGCUGUCACAUGAUUUUUCCUGGGUGAAUGUGCCAGCCUGCAGGUGCCUUAAGUCUUGUCCUGUCUGUCGCUUUUCCUCUGGCUGUGGCUACAAAAAUCAGUCAUUCUGUCACCAGGUAUUGAAAAGGUGAAGUUUCCCAUUGCACUACACCCCUCAUUUCUCCUGCUAAAAUAAUGAUGGGGAGGGUAUUUUUUCUAUGUUAAACUAUAAAGAAUUUAUUUGAAAAAGUUAACGGGAGCCCACUUUAGUCUGCAACUAUCCAAAUUCAGCAGUCGAGGCUCAUUUGAAAACAUUGGCCAAUAUCAAAUGUGGGGAAGAAAACCAAGUUUUACCACUGUGCUAAAGAGGCAGAAUUCUAGGUGUAUUUGGAAGGCCCAUUGUAUUUCCACAAUCCUACCCUGAGAGUUACCUCGCCACACUCUCUGGACAUAAGACUGUCAGACUUGCUUUUGGUACUUUUCCAAAUCUAUCCAGCUCUUCAUCCUUAAAGCACUGUGAAACUUCCCCUAAUAUAUAAGCAUGGUUACUACAAUUAAUAUUUAUCUUCAGAAAGAUAAGUAUUAAAAUGAUUCAAAUUCUUAUCUUUCUUUCUUUCACUUUAUAUUGACCCAAACCUAAAUCUCUUUUGCCUGAAAACUGCAAAUCAGGACACAUAAAAUGAAAUUAUGUAAGCAUGUUUCAUCUUCUUAAAAAAGAAAAAAAAAACCUGGGAAAGAUUGUGAAAGCAGAGUUUAUUAUUCUUACAAUCUUUCUGCAACUCAAGUACAUACUGCAGGAGACACAUCAUCAAUGUGACAUUUACACCACACUUUCAAAGACAAUCGCUGAAAACCAAAUUGUCUUUCUGAGGUAAAAAUAUGCAGAAUGCCUGCCUGGAAUCUUUAUGCAAACUCUUAUUAGCCAGUGAAACACUUGCUUGCCAACUGGAGCCAGUUUGCUUUGUUAAGAGGAGACAACUUGCUUUGCAGUUGCAGCUGGCCAUAUUGUAAACUCAGUUCUCAGUAUCUCAGAGUGAGAUUUCCCAAAGCUUUCUUUAAAUCUUCUACAGAUAUAUACCUUUAAAUUAUGGAAUACAUUAAAUAUACAGAAGGGUAUAAAUAAUAAUAUAAAGGUCCCUCUAUAGCUAACACCCAAUUCUAGAAGUAUAGUCACUUUAAAUUCCUUAAACUCCACAAAAAUCGUUUUAUCUCUUUUAUAUAGUACUGGGAGUUGAACUAGGGCCUCAUGUGCUCGGCAUGUGCCCUGCUACCCCGGCAUCCCCAGCUUUUCUGUCUUUUUUUUUUUUUUUUAAUCUUUAUGACAUGAUGAUUUUCUAGUCUGACAGUUUUAAUUUUAACAUUUAGAGAAAAAAAAAAAAACCUGUUUAAUUACUUGUGCAUGUUUAAAAUUGCAACCCAUGCCUCAGGAAUUCCACAAAGUUUAUUUUACUUGAAUCGAAGUCAUCUUAAAAAUGAUUAAAAGAAGCCCUUAGGCCGUUGUCACACAGCCCCUCUGGGUCAGUCUGUGGCUUAUUGACUUUCUCCACAGGCAGUUUGCCUGUUAGAAUCCCCAAAGCUGGCACUUCAGGGCCUUGCCCUUGCCCCCUGCUCUCACCUGGCUUCUCUUAUCUUGAGAUUCAUGGAGGGCAGCCUGUGGAUCUCAGGAUUCAGUGGGCAGUCUAGCUCUGAAUUCCUGUGCUGCAAAUCAAAGGCUCAGCCAUGCUGGUGACCUCGAGCAACGCUGACAGACAGUCGAGGUGAAUACAGGCCUGAACUGAUUAAAAUGUUCACCACAAAAUAUUUCAGGAAAUGCCUUUAAGCCAAAAGUAGAGUGCAGUAUAAGUAAGGGGCAAGAGCAAUGUCUAGAAAUGUAGACAGCAGAGGAAGAGUUUAUGUAAUAUUUAUACUAUAAAGCAAUAACAGCCUCCUUGUUUGUUACAUGUAACUACUUAUGUAACCAGAUGUUUACAUGCGAGAUUUAUAGGAAAAUGCUGCCCAUUCUUCCCUGAGGUGUUACGGGCAGAGCGCUCUUGCUCAUAGCCUACCCAGUGCUUUCCUGUUGAGUAACCUCAGAAGAUCUUUACCAAAGAUUUUUUUUAAAGUAAAUUUCUUUUUAAUAUAGACUUAUACUUUUAUAAUAAUGAAUGUGCACAUACACAUAUACAGAAAUAUUUAGAAUUAGAUAUUUUCAUUUCACAAGGUCUAAUGAGUAUAAAGGAUCCUACCACAUUAUUCUCCAAUUCCUUUAAUAUAUAAUUUACAUUGCUUUCUUGUUUUCUUCUACUAAGCAUUUGAUUUAAGCAAUACUAAGUACUCUGCUCUUCACUCUUUUAUCUACAUAAAGAUUUGCCUACUGUAGAGAUAUAAAGAUCUGUUACUUUAAUGAUUAUAUGCAUUGCCUUUUGAUAUAUUGCCUUACUUAUCAUUUAAAUACAUAAAUAGAAAAAUAUAAUGUCUGUAACAGAAAACUUAUAAAAUUAUACCUGAAUUGUUUAAAUAUCAGGAGCACAAACAUUUGGUUAUUCUGUAUAAAAUGAAACACAUAAGAAAGGAAAAAACCCACCAUCAUGGGCUCUGCAGAGAACAUUUAAAAUAAUUCUCCAUUUCUGUAGUGGUAGGGAUGGAUCUCAGAGCCUUGCGUGAAAUAGACAAGUGCUCUACCACAGCUAAACCUCCCAUCCAGAAUAAGAUUUCAUAACUGUUUGGGUUCCCAUCUCAGACUGGCUCAAUAUGGAGUCUGAUUGGCAAGCGACAUUGCCUUUAGAACUCAAAAAUACAUCCUCCCAAGUCCUAGCUCAUGGCCUCAGUGUUAGUGAAAUCCUGCCAUCUCUGCAGCUCAAAGAUGUGGAUGUUUUCCUAUCAACAGCACAUUGUCCCUGUAGGAACAACUUGUGGUCAGAAUUACUACAUGGGUUAUAUGCUGAUUAAGGUCAUGAACUUAAAAACACUAAAAAUUCUUGCAGCAAGGUUUAUGUACGACUUAAAAAGUGUGGAACUUAAUAACCAUAAAGAGCUCUCUUGUAUCUGGGCUGGUGGAAGGGGAGCGUGCUCUGUGAGGCUGCAGCAGAGCCUUCAUAGGCAGGAUGCUGAAAACACAACUUCCAAGCCUCUUCGAGUUACUACAGAUCCUAUUACUGUGAACCAGUCAGGAAUAACAGUGUUAUUUCUAUUUGAUGUGGUUUAAGCUUCUCUUGUCAGAUCUGUGUCGGUUGCCCCCUGAUCCUUCCAUUCUCAAGUUUUGAAGGGUGUCAGGGAAAUUAUGGCAGCUGCUAGGGAGAGCCGAGAAACACUGGUGUAACCUCCCAGCCUCUCACCAUCCCUCUUGGCUUGGAAAGGCUUUUUUUUUUCCAUAUACAUUUCUAGAAAUAUUGCCAUUCUACCUUAGCAUUUCACAUUUGUAGAUUAAACAAGUGAUUGUCCAUCUGUUGCCUACAGCUACAGUACAUGUGUGUUAUGAAUGAAAUAUGACAGCAUGUUCCAUACCCCCGCUUCAGCCAUCUGUAGAAAACCAGCAACCGAAAAAGAUACCUCUGCAAAAUGUGCCUCAAGUCCAUGUCCUGGGAUGGCUCUUCUGGUGUACUUUCACAAGAGACAAUCAAAAGCAAUCCACAAUUGUGCCUUAUUUUUAAAUAAUCUGUUUACACUUCAAUGACUAUUGCUCAGUAAUAGAAAUACUACACCCCCAAUCUCAAAGUUAGAUGAGAAAGAGACAGAGAGAGACAGAGAGGAGAGCACAAGAGCACACUUCCAUCUUAAUGUACCAGUUUGGAUAGACCUCAUAGCUCUAACAUGCGAGCAUGCUCACAGUCGAGGUGAUGUGUCGACUGUUACUAGUCCUUAGGCUUUGGUCUUCCCCGGGGUUUAGUGGGAUACUAAAGGCAGAGACUUGCACCUGCUGGACCCCUUCUGCACUCACAUUUUUACAUUGUAUUAUUUGUUUGACUUAGGAAUAAACAAUUUUGAUUUCUGAGCAAGUUACCAUGUGGUACGACCUUGACUAUUUCCAGACAAGUGACUUAACUGUCAAUGGAAUGAAGCUGCUUGUGAUGCUGGGGGUCGGUUAGCACUGCUUUAUUUCUGACCUUUAAGAUGAGCCUGGCCAAAGCUACUGUGAUCUAAUGCAAGUGUUUCGCCACUCCCACCCCUGCUUUCUCCUUUUCUCUCCUUUCCUGCCUCCCUUUAACCUCUCUCUCCACUGUGCCAACUAAUGCUGCACUGUUUGGCCUUCUAUAAGUUUAGUUAGGAUACAACAGCAUUAUGAACUCAUUAAAGGAGAAUGGCUACGAGAACAUAUACUUACCAGCCAGAAAAAAAAAUCUGCUCUAUGGGGACAUACUCUUUAGCUUGUGCUUAUUCCUAAUGGGAGGUGUAGUCCUUCAGGUGUAUUUUAAUGAAUCUGUAUUGGGGACUUAGCUGAUAGGGUAUUGCUUUAAAUUUAUCUGUAUAUUUCACACCUGUAUGUAAAGUGAUCUUUCUAAGGCUAGACUAGGAUGCUGGGGGGUUUUGUAUUUUGUUGUUGUUGUUGUUUUUUAAUUAGAUAUUUUCAUCAUUUACAUUUCAAAUGCUAUCCCCUUUCCUACUUUC
This is a messenger RNA of Mus pahari (shrew mouse), 7286 nucleotides long. It is a transcript of the gene Lpp, whose product is annotated as LIM domain containing preferred translocation partner in lipoma. Gene Ontology annotation, biological process: cell-cell adhesion. Gene Ontology annotation, cellular component: focal adhesion; stress fiber. The record is from RefSeq and is a predicted model, not a curated record. Bases 522 to 2366 code for a protein of 614 amino acids. Lineage: Eukaryota; Metazoa; Chordata; Mammalia; Rodentia; Muridae. The transcript is spliced from 13 exons.